Molecule: messenger RNA, 3057 nt
Organism: Penaeus chinensis
Lineage: Eukaryota; Metazoa; Arthropoda; Malacostraca; Decapoda; Penaeidae
Product: heat shock protein HSP 90-alpha-like
Biological process (GO): cellular response to heat; protein folding; protein stabilization
Cellular component (GO): plasma membrane; protein-containing complex; perinuclear region of cytoplasm
Molecular function (GO): ATP binding; ATP hydrolysis activity; disordered domain specific binding
Source: RefSeq, a predicted model, not a curated record
AGUUGCACCCACACUCGCCUUCAGUCCCUCAGCACACGUUGCACAAACAGCAUUAGCCAAAGCACAGGUUGCAAGGCCGUUUCGUCCCGUUCGUACUCCACUAACACAUACCUCCGCAAAGAUGGUCGAGGAGACGAUGAGCGAGGAGGUGGAAACCUUCGCUUUCCAGGCGGAGAUCGCUCAGUUGAUGUCGCUGAUCAUCAACACCUUCUACAGCAACAAGGAGAUCUUCCUGCGAGAGCUGAUCUCGAACUCGUCCGACGCCCUGGACAAGAUCCGCUACGAGUCGCUGACGGACCCGUCGAAGCUGGAGAAUGGCAAGGACCUGUUCAUCAAGCUGGUGCCCAACAAGGACGACCGCACGCUCACCAUCAUCGACAGCGGCAUCGGCAUGACCAAGGCCGACCUGGUCAACAACCUGGGUACCAUCGCCAAGUCGGGCACCAAGGCCUUCAUGGAGGCGCUGCAGGCUGGCGCCGACAUCUCGAUGAUCGGUCAGUUCGGCGUGGGCUUCUACUCCGCCUACCUUGUGGCCGACAAGGUGACCGUGGUGUCGAGGAACAACGACGACGAGCAGUACAUCUGGGAGUCGUCCGCGGGCGGGUCGUUCACAGUGCGCCACGACACCGGCGAACCCAUCGGCCGCGGUACAAAGAUCACCCUCCACCUGAAGGAGGACCAGACCGAGUACCUUGAAGAACGUCGCGUGAAGGAGAUCGUGAAGAAGCACUCGCAGUUCAUUGGCUAUCCCAUCAAGCUCCUCGUCGAGAAGGAAAGGGACAAGGAAGUCUCAGACGACGAGGAAGAAGACGGAGGCGAGAAGGAGGGAGAGGAGGAGGACGACAAGCCAAAGGUCGAGGACGUGGGUGAGGACGAAGAAGCCGACAAGGAGAAGGGCGAAGACAAGAAGAAAAAGAAGACCGUGAAGGAGAAGUACACGGAGGACGAGGAGCUGAACAAGACGAAGCCCCUGUGGACGCGCAACCCCGACGACAUCUCGAAGGAGGAGUACGGCGAGUUCUACAAGUCGCUGACCAACGACUGGGAGGACCACUUGGCCGUGAAGCACUUCAGCGUGGAAGGCCAGCUGGAGUUCCGCGCCCUUCUGUUCCUGCCUCGCCGCGCCCCCUUCGACCUGUUCGAGAACCGCAAGCAGAAGAACAAGAUCAAGCUUUACGUGCGUCGCGUGUUCAUCAUGGAGAACUGCGAGGAACUUAUCCCCGAGUACCUGAACUUCAUCAACGGUGUUGUUGACUCUGAAGAUCUGCCCCUGAACAUUUCCCGAGAAAUGUUGCAACAGAACAAGAUCCUGAAAGUGAUCAGGAAGAAUCUCGUCAAGAAGACCCUUGAACUCUUUGAGGAACUCGUGGACGACAAGGAGAGUUACAAGAAGUUCUACGAAAACUUCUCCAAGAACCUCAAACUCGGCAUCCACGAGGACUCCACCAACCGCAAGAAGCUCGCCGAAUUCCUGAGGUACCACACCUCCGCCUCAGGUGAUGAAAUGUCCUCCCUCAAGGAGUACAUCUCCCGCAUGAAGGAGAAUCAGAAAGUCAUCUAUUACAUCACCGGCGAGACUCGCGAACAGGUGCAGAACUCUGCUUUCGUGGAGAGAGUGAAGAAGCGCGGCUUCGAGGUGAUCUACAUGACGGAACCCAUCGACGAAUACUGUGUUCAGCAGCUGAAGGAAUACGAUGGAAAGCAGCUCGUCUCUGUGACGAAGGAAGGCCUUGAACUCCCCGAGGACGAGGAGGAGAAAAAGAAGUACGAGGAACAGAAGACGAAGUUCGAGAACCUUUGCAAGGUAAUGAAGGACAUCCUGGACAAGCGCGUUGAAAAGGUGGUUGUGAGCAACCGCCUUGUGACCUCUCCGUGCUGCAUCGUGACCUCCCAGUACGGUUGGACCGCCAACAUGGAGCGCAUCAUGAAGGCCCAGGCGCUGAGGGACACCUUCACCAUGGGCUACAUGGCCGCCAAGAAGCACCUUGAGAUCAACCCCGACCACAGCAUCAUCGAAACCCUGAGACAGAAGGCCGAUGCUGACAAGAACGACAAGUCAGUGAAGGAUCUCGUGAUGCUGCUGUUCGAGAGCUCCCUUCUGUCGUCUGGCUUCAGCCUCGAGGACCCAGGUGUCCACGCCAGCCGUAUCUACAGAAUGAUCAAGCUGGGCCUGGGCAUCGACGAGGAGGACGCCCCCCUGGAAGAAGGCUCGGAAGUCAACGAGGAGGAGAUGCCCGCGCUCGAAGGAGACGAAGAAGACACCUCUCGCAUGGAGGAGGUUGAUUAAGAUUUUCCUUUGAGUUUAAGCGACCCGAGUCUGUAGGAAAGGUCUUGUUGUUUAUGUUAAAAGAUCUCCAAAUUCUCGUGUGUUUUUGUGUCUUUGGGAUGUUGUGUAUAGUUGUGCCAAUUAUAGGCUAAGGGUUUUAUUACCGUGUAUAUAGGCAGCUUUAUGCUUUGCACGAGGCUUGUACAUUUUAUACUGUUUACAAUGUAAAUUACUUAUUCACUGCUUUCAUCAUAUAGGUUUAUAUUCAUUUUUUUACAUGUGAUAUAGGUUUAGAAUAUCAUUGUAUAUUAGAAGUUUGAAUUCAUCAUUCCAGAUUUUUCAUUACAUUCACUGUGUGUAUCAGUUUUAUAGGAACAUGAUUAUACUUAAUUAAUAUUUCGCUUAUCUAAAAUUCAUCAGGUAAUGCUUUUGAGUGUUAGUACUUCUUACUUCAAUAGUUAUUUUCAAUUAUCAAAUUGUAGAUAAUGUUAUUAAUGACAGCGUAAGUGAUCAAGGCAUAUGCUUCAAUCAUUGAUUAAUUACCUUUUUGUAAAGGCAUAGCAUUAUCUUACUUACCAGUUCCCCAAAAGGGUACAGAGAAGGUAAUCUUUCUGUUGAGUGUUCAUUUCGAUAGCCUUAGGGCAUUAGUCGUUAUAAGCAUAGAUACAUUUUUUUUAUGUAUAAAUGUCUUCUAUAAUUCCAAGUGAUGCAUACUCUUUCGUUGAAUACUCUAGUCUUGAAAUUAGUGUGAACAGUAUUAGUCUUUUGACAUUAUAAGUAUAAGUAAGAUC